AUGUCGAACACGAUCGUCCUCAAGGUCGCGAUGAUGUGCGGAGGGUGCUCCGGCGCGGUCGAGCGCGUCCUCUCGAAGAUGGAGGGCGUGGACGCGUUCGACGUGAACCUCGAGACUCAGAAAGUCACGGUGAAGGGCUCGGUGACGCAGGAGGAGGUCAUCGAGAAGAUCGCGAAGACGGGCAAGGCGGUCGAGCCCUGGGCGGACUGA
Molecule: messenger RNA, 210 nt
Organism: Micromonas pusilla CCMP1545
Lineage: Eukaryota; Viridiplantae; Chlorophyta; Mamiellophyceae; Mamiellales; Mamiellaceae
Exons: 2
Coding region: 1-210 (69 amino acids)
Molecular function (GO): metal ion binding
Source: RefSeq, a predicted model, not a curated record